Molecule: messenger RNA, 3591 nt
Organism: Oryza sativa Japonica Group (Japanese rice)
Lineage: Eukaryota; Viridiplantae; Streptophyta; Magnoliopsida; Poales; Poaceae
Product: disease resistance protein RPM1
Biological process (GO): defense response to other organism
Molecular function (GO): ADP binding
Source: RefSeq, a predicted model, not a curated record
GUCAUCACAUAGGACCAAAAAAAUCAUGAUGAUUAUGGUAUUUAGUUCUAUUAUCUUAAAAUACAUACUAGGAUAUCAUGAUGAUUAUGUUCUGUAUGCGUCAUGUGGUCAGUACCAUUGUUCACCAUUCUUCCAUGGUGUAACAAUUGUCCUAGAGAUACUCCCUGUAUUGACAAAUGAUGUGUUGUGAGGGUAGUAUGAGGUUGAUCGGGGGUAAGAUAAGAGGAUAUUUAAAUGGGGAUGAUUAAUGGGAUUAGUAAUAUAAUUUAUGUACGAAUUGAGUAGUAGGAAGGUCACAAUCCAUCCAGCCAGCCAAAGUGGUCCCUUUCUUGUAUUACUUGACAUCUUUGUUGAAGACAUGGAAUUUAAUAUCCAAGACAGCAGAGUGGAAAUUUAUUUACUAACAUAGUUCUUUCAGGAAACACUCCAACUGCAAUUGCUGGGAGCCUUCCUCUUUGCGUACCAUUGCAUUUAAUUAUAUGCCAUCCUCAUCUCCCUAGCCAUUUUCUAGCUUUGUCCUGGGACUUUGUCCUGAGACCCUGAGAGGAAUUCACUAGAAACACAUCAAUGGCAGAGGGUGUUGUGGCCUUGCUGAUACUGAAGCUUGGUUUGGCCUUGGGGAGAGAGACUUCAAUCUUAGGUGCAAAGAAGCUCUUCCAUGAAGCAACUGCUCUUUCACGGCUCUUCCAAGGAAUCCGCGAAGUCAAGGAGGAGCUGGAGGGCAUGCAAUCCUUUCUCCGAGGUGCCGAGCGGUUCAAGGACACGGAUGAAACCACUGCCAACUUCAUCAAGAAGAUCCGUGACCUCGCUUUCGAGAUCGAGGAUAUUGUCGAUGAGUUCACUUACAUGCUGGAGGAUAGAUCACAUGGAGGGUUGGCCUCCAAGAUCGUAAAGAGCAUCAGACAUAUCAAGGCAUGGCGUCAUCUCGCAUCCAAGCUGGAAUACAUCAAGCUCAAGAUAGAGAGUGCUGACAGGAGAAAGGUGACGUACGACAUGAGAGGAAUUUCAAGUGUAGCUGGCAACAUCGACGAUUGCUCGACAUCUUCAGGUAAUUUUGCAAGGGAAGAAGAUCUUGUCGGGAUUGGAAAGAAUGGGGAAUUGUUGACACAUUGGUUGAAAAACAAUUUGGAACAGCAAAGAAGCAUAAUUACUACAGUUUGGGGAAUGGGUGGAGUGGGCAAGACAACAUUGGUUGCUUAUGUUUACUAUGCUGUAAAGACAGAGUUUGAUGCAGCAGGGUGGGUAACUGUCUCUAAAAGUUACCUAAUUGAGGACUUACUGAAGCAGAUCAUCAGAGGAUUCAUCAACAAUGAUCCACAGGAGGACUUGUAUAACCACAUCGAUUUUUCUACCAUGAGAAUCACAAAUUUAAUUGAGCACAUCCGUAAUUAUCUGCAUGGUAAAAGGUAUGUCCUAAUUCUGGAUGAUGUUUGGGCUGUGGAUGUUUGGUUUAAGAUAAGAGCUGCCUUUCCUUCAGAUAGCACCGGUCGAUUUGUCAUUACAUCUAGGAUACAUGAAGUAGCACUGCUUGCGACAGGGAACUGUAUAAUUCAGUUAGAACCACUUGGACCACAACAUUCAUGGGAAUUAUUCUGCAAGGAAGCAUUCUGGAAAAAUGAAGAAAAAGUUUGCCCACCAGAACUUGAGAUUGUGGCUCAAAAGCUUUUGGACAGGUGUAGUGGCCUACCCAUUGCAAUUGCAUGUUUAGGUCGCCUGCUGUCGUUCAAAGAACCAAGCUAUGAUGUGUGGGAGAAUCUUUACAAGGAUGUGCAAUCACAGCUGACUAAUAAUGUGAUCCUUGACAUCAAUGUUGUUCUAAAAGUUAGCUUGGAAGAGCUUCCACAUGAUCUAAAGAACUGUUUUCUACACUGCACCAUGUUUCCAGAGGACUACUUGAUGCCAAGGAAGAGGCUAGUGAGGCAUUGGCUGACAGCAGGAUUCAUCAGAGAAACAAGCAACAAAACCAUGGAGGAAGUUGCAAACGACUAUCUGCAUAAACUCGUAAACCGAAGCCUAUUGCAAGUAGUAGAGAGGAAUCGAAAUGGAGAAGUGCAUACCUGUCGAAUGCAUGAUAUUAUCCGCAUUCUUGCUUUGGCAAAAUCAGAAGAGGAACAUUUUGGUAGAGUUUAUGAUGGCUCCAUGGCCUUUCUAGCAGAGGGUACGCGACGUUUAUCGUUCCAAAGUUCAAAUAUCAAUCAACUGUCUCGAUCAGGUGCACCUCAUCUACGCCACCUCUACGUCUUUGGGAGUUCUCUAAGUAUCGAUUCGUUGGCACCCUUUCUGAAAUCGCUCAAAUUGCUGUCAUCGUUGGAUUUGCAAGGGGUUAAUAUCAAGAGCCUGCCACAUGUGGUCUUCAACCUAUACAAUCUAAGAUUCUUAGGUCUUAGAGAUACUAACAUUGAAGUUAUUCCACGAUUGAUUGGAAGACUUCGACACUUGGAAGUCCUAGAUGCUCGCUACACUAAACUGAUGACCUUGCCUAAGGACAUUGUGCAACUUCGGAAAUUGCGAUAUCUAAAUGUAGAUAUGAUUCCAGAGGAAGCAGAUAAGAGGGUUGUGUUUUUCAGUGGAAUCAGGGUGCCUACUGGAAUAGUACAGUUGACAAGCUUGCAAACGCUGCAAAUGGUUGAUGCAAAUAGCGAAAUUCUACGCCAUAUUGGAUCAUUGACACAAUUGAGGGCUUUCGCUGUUAGCAAAGUUAGAAAGGAACAUUGUGUCUAUUUGUGCAAUGCUAUCAUGAAAAUGAGUCAUCUUUUUCAACUAAAAAUCAAGGGAAUAGAUGAGAAGGAAAUCUUACAGCUUGAAGAACUUCAUAUGCCUCCUGCUCUUUCAACGCUCUCAUUAGGAGGACAGCUAAGUGCAAAUUCAUUGCCUCAUCUUGUCGUCUUGUCAAAUAAGAGUAGCUGUAACAUCACUAGGUUAAGCCUCGCCUUUUCCAAACUCAGUGAGGACUCAUUUAGCUGUUUACUGAACUUGGAUAGUUUGUGCGAACUUCAUCUCUUGAAAGCUUAUGAAGGAAACAGGCUAUACUUCCAUGCAACAUCGUUUCCAAAACUCAAGCGCUUAUUAAUAUGGGAUGCUCCCUGUCUGAACAAAGUUGAGAUUGAACAAGGUGCAAUGCCAAGACUGGUUAAGUUAAUUCUAAGAGACCUUCCAAAAUUGAAGACGCUUCCUCAUGGCAUUGAGCAUCUUAGAGUACUUGAGGAGUUAGAGGUCCGAGAUACUUCGGAGGAGCUUAUAGAGAAGCUUCGGCAAAAAGGACAAGACAUUGGAUGCAAAGCUCAUAAGAGUAUCGGCCAUAUCAAAAGGAUCAGUAUUCAUGGGACACGAUAGAAUGUCAAGGAAAGUAUUGGAAGACUGCAGAUCAGCAGCUAACAAGUUACAUCAUGCUGUAAUUUUUGGGUCGCCACAAAAAACCUUUGGAUUACACCAAAACAUCAUUACCCUUGUAAUCUAUUUUUUCGUAUUAUGCAAACUAACAGAUUACCAGUGUCAUGUAGAUGGUUGCAGUGACCAGAACAACAGGCGCACUAGAUGCAACCAUCAUUGAUCACGGCAAUGAGGGGAAAUAAACAUGUUUGCACUAGUGAA